UAUUAAUUAUCCCUAUUUCUCUCCUCUCCAUUCCUCUCCUCUUCCUCCUAUUCUCUUUCUUUCUCUCUCUCUCUCUAGAAUCCUUUUAUCCUUAACAAGGAUUCAAGAGAAGUGAAAGAGGGGAGAUGGGGCAACAAACGUUGAUCUACAGCUUCGUCGCCCGGGGAACGGUGAUCUUGGCAGAAUACACCGAGUUCACCGGUAAUUUCAGUAGCAUUGCCUCGCAAUGCCUUCAAAAAUUACCUGCAUCAAAUAAUAGGUUCACCUACAACUGCGAUGGCCACACUUUCAAUUUCCUCGCCGAGAAUGGAUUCACCUACUGUGUGGUUGCUACUGAAUCAGCAGGCAGGCAAAUUCCCAUAGCCUUCUUGGAACGUAUAAAGGAUGAUUUUAGCAAGAGAUAUGGUGGAGGAAAAGCUACAACAGCUACAGCUAAAAGUCUGAACAAGGAAUUUGGGGCAAAGUUAAAAGAGCACAUGAAGUACUGUGUUGAACAUCCUGAAGAAAUUAACAAGCUUGCUAAGGUGAAAGCUCAAGUUUCAGAAGUUAAGGGAGUGAUGAUGCAAAACAUUGAAAAGGUUCUAGACCGGGGUGAGAAGAUUGAGCUUCUGGUUGAUAAAACAGAGAAUCUUCGGUCACAGGCUCAGGACUUCAGGCAACAGGGGACCAAGAUAAGGAGGAAGUUGUGGUAUGAAAAUAUGAAGAUAAAACUGAUUGUGUUAGGGAUUAUCAUAGCUUUAAUUCUCAUUAUCAUUUUGUCCGUUUGCCCUGGCUUCGACUGCUUUUGAUUUGCCUGAUCAUGCUGUCAGUGUCAAUAUUGUUCCACAUACAAAAUCUACUAAUUAUCAGUCAAUUUAGCACACAAGGAGCUGGAUUGGCCUAAAUUAUGAUUGUAGAUGUAUAUUAAUCAGGAUUAGUUUGUCUUAAUUACUUUUCUUCUUUUGGGAAUUGUCCCAUUGUUUCUACGCUUCUUUGCUCUUUCUCCAAAUGAAAUUUCACAAUUCUGUUGCAAAUAUUUAACAUCUAAGCUUGGUAAUUGUUCA
Molecule: messenger RNA, 1043 nt
Organism: Nicotiana attenuata
Lineage: Eukaryota; Viridiplantae; Streptophyta; Magnoliopsida; Solanales; Solanaceae
Product: putative vesicle-associated membrane protein 726
Exons: 5
Coding region: 126-788 (220 amino acids)
Biological process (GO): vesicle-mediated transport
Cellular component (GO): membrane
Source: RefSeq, a predicted model, not a curated record